Harmonia axyridis is the source of this 1064-nucleotide messenger RNA. RefSeq lists its product as uncharacterized. Gene Ontology annotation, biological process: regulation of transcription by RNA polymerase II. Gene Ontology annotation, molecular function: DNA binding. NCBI's taxonomy places the organism in Eukaryota, Metazoa, Arthropoda, Insecta, Coleoptera, Coccinellidae. The transcript is spliced from 2 exons. The record is from RefSeq and is a predicted model, not a curated record. The coding region runs from base 108 to 956 and encodes 282 amino acids. Gene Ontology annotation, cellular component: transcription regulator complex; nucleus.
GGAGAAACGCAGUAGGCUAGGGACGCUACGUCGCCAGUCAGGCAGUUGCGUUUGUUUAUACGGCACGCUAGAUUGCGACCGAUUAAAAUAUAUAUAGAGUGGAGAGAAUGAUCGAGACCGAAAAAUUCAUCAAGUGUGUCAAGAACAACCCCACGAUAUGGAAAAAGACCGCCAAAAGGUAUGGGGACAGAUUGGCGAGGGAGAACUGCUGGAAUCUGAUCGGUCAGCAGGUUUACGACGCGUGGGAGUCGAAGACCGAAGAAGAGAGGCAGGAAGAAGUGAUAAACAUGAAAAACAAAUGGAGACACAUGAGGGACAGCUUCAACAAGUACAUGAACCAAGCUGAAGGCCGUUUCUCUGGAGUGAAAAAGAGGAAAUACAUUUAUGCAGACAACCUUACUUUCCUCCUUAACAGAGGCAAGAGAUCAACUUUCAAAAACCACGACACCAGAGAAAAAGACGACAAAUCAUCAUGGGGUAACGAAGAAAACAACACUAACGAAGAAGUAUCGUCAAGAAACCGCCAUCAAUCACAGACAACUUCCAGAAAACUCCUCAACUCAGUUACUAACAGUAUCCAAAUGAACAAACAGCAAACUUCGAAAACCCCAACGCCAAUGCAAGAUGAUCCAGAUAGAUGCUACCUUCUAUCUCUUCUUCCGGAGUUCAAGAGGUUAACCGACGACCAGAAGCUGGACUUCCGGUUCCACACUCUGCAGUUCUUCCGGGUUGUAAGAAGUAAGACAAUCAGACGAGCGGAGUGUAGUAAUGGUUGGAACCAGGAGAUUGAAAGCAACCCUUUGGAGGGUGCUGCGUCGUCUUACCAGUCUCCAGAAGGGUCACGUGAUGGAUCUUGUCUUAACUCCCCGGAAUCGGCAAAUUCUGAACAGUCAGCUACCUCGUUUCUCAGGGAUUCUCCUACGCCUUUGGAUUCAGUGAAGACGGAACUGAUCUAGCUUAUCACUGUGUGGAGAUAUGAAGACUAUUGUAUAUAUUGAGAUUCGAAUGUUUUUGAUAUUAAAGUUGAUAAGGAAAUGUGAAUUGUUUUCUCGUAUCUUUCUUUC